Messenger RNA from Stylophora pistillata, 1002 nucleotides. Its product is annotated as somatostatin receptor type 5-like. The record is from RefSeq and is a predicted model, not a curated record. Gene Ontology annotation, cellular component: plasma membrane. Gene Ontology annotation, biological process: G protein-coupled receptor signaling pathway. Lineage: Eukaryota; Metazoa; Cnidaria; Anthozoa; Scleractinia; Pocilloporidae. Gene Ontology annotation, molecular function: G protein-coupled receptor activity.
AUGUCUGAACAGAACAUGAAAAACAUAACCCUGGAGGAAACGGCAAAAACUGAUAACGAAAAUGCUACCAUUUCUGCCCCACUUAUGAAAGAUAAACCCACCGCUAUAUUUUGGUGUUCUUUCUUCAUUCUUGAAGCCUUAGUGAUAACAGUCGGAAACCUCCUGACAACCGUUGUGUUUCUCCGGACCAGAAAACUUCGCAAGAGACGAUACUAUCUAAUGAUCAACUUGGCCAUCUCUGACAUGUUAGUCGGUGCUCUGGCCAUACCGAUGUUCGUUGUGGCGUAUGGCGAGUCUCAUCAACUAUGGAACAUAAAUCCUCAAAGAUCUGUUCCUGUUGAAGUCAAUAUGUUUUUCGACAUGUUUGCAGGAUUUGCCUCUAUUGCUUUUCUCGCAAUGAUUGCGUUGGAGCGACUCUACGCAACGUUGCGACCGUUCAACUAUCGUGCCCUCAAGUCAGGCUGGUACAUUCUCUUCACAGCCACCGCUUGGAUGACCGCGGGCUCCGUCCCCACAUUUCACAUAAUGGCCAUGAAGUUUCCCACAGCUUUCCACUCCUCGACUCCAAAGGCUCUCGUUAUCUCAAUGUGGGUCCCAUUCCUCUCCGCGCUGCUGCUUCUGAUCUGCGCUUCAUAUAUUGUAAUCUGGACGAAAGUGCAAGACAUCCGCAAAAGUGUCGGAAAACGAGACAUCGAGAAGGAAUCUUAUUUAUCCCGCAUUUGUCUUCUUGUCACAGCUGUUUCCCUAGUUACCUGGCUUCCCUUUGUCAUUGCUAAUCUGAUAUUUAGUAUGCAGUCAGUGAAACGCUUUAAAUCCUUCAUGCAGCUGUUUUAUGCAACAAAGUUUCUCCACUUCGCCAAUUCAUUUCUGAAUCCUGUGUUAUACGUGCUCAAAAUCCCUGAGUUUAAGGAACGCCUGUCAAAUCUUUGCCGCAAAAAACCUCCCAUACCGGCGCAUGAUCUCAGAGUUCGUCUAUCCAGAUCUAUGAUAUCACUGAAAUGA